CGCAGACGCACGCAUCACGUCACGACACAGAACAGAAACGAGAGAAAGAAGCGGACAGCGCAGAAAACAGGACGGACAUCAGUACCAAAAGACACAGACGAGAAAUACGCGACAGGCAGAUAAGCGCCGAGUGUCUGGAGAGCGAUGAGGGCGGCGGUGUUUUGCGGGGCUGUGUUGAUGCUCGCACUGUCCUCGGUAAAAGAGGCUGAGGGCGAAAACGGAAUUUCCUUUGAGUACCACCGCUAUGAGGAAAUGAGAAAAUCGUUAGUAUCUGUGUGGCUGCAGUGUCCAUCCAUCACCCGCAUCUACACUGUAGGAGAGAGCUUUGAGGGUCGCGAGCUGCUCGUGCUGGAGAUGAGCGACAAUCCCGGGAUACACGAGCCUGGUGAGCCGGAGUUUAAGUACAUUGGAAACAUGCACGGGAAUGAGGCAGUGGGCAGAGAACUGCUCAUCUAUCUGGCUCAGUAUCUCUGUAAUGAAUAUCAGGAGGGCAACGACACCAUCAUUGACCUCAUCCACUCCACACGCAUACACAUCAUGCCCUCUAUGAACCCCGAUGGCUUUGAGAAGGCAGCUUCACAGCCUGGUGAGAUGAAGGACUGGUUUGUGGGCCGCAGCAACGCUCAGGGGAUUGACCUGAACCGCAACUUUCCAGACCUCGACCGCAUUGUCUACAUGAACGAAAGAGAAGGAGGAGCAAACAACCACCUCCUGAAGAACAUGAAGAAAGCUGUGGAUGAAAACACCAAGCUGGCUCCAGAAACUAAAGCUGUUAUUCACUGGAUUAUGGACAUUCCUUUUGUCCUGUCAGCCAAUCUGCAUGGUGGAGACGUGGUGGCAAACUACCCAUAUGAUGAGACACGCAGUGGCUCUACUCAUGAAUACAGCGCUAGUCCAGAUGAUCUGGUCUUCAAGUCUUUGGCUAAGGCUUACUCCAUCUAUAACCCAGUGAUGUCUGACACAAACCGGCCACCUUGCCGCAAGAAUGAUGAUGACUCCAGCUUCAAAGAGGGCAUCACUAAUGGAGGAGCCUGGUACAGUGUGCCUGGAGGUAUGCAGGACUUCAACUAUCUGAGCAGUAAUUGUUUUGAGAUCACUCUGGAGCUCAGCUGUGACAAGUUUCCACCCGAGGACUCACUUAAACAGUACUGGGACCAGAACCGCAACUCACUGGUCAACUACAUAGAGCAGGUUCACAGAGGAGUGUCAGGAUUCGUUCGUGAUCUGCAGGGAAACCCCAUCUCAAACGCCUCUGUUUCUGUUGAGGGAAUCGACCACGACAUCACCACAGCUAAAGACGGUGAUUACUGGCGCUUGUUGGCUCCUGGAAACUACAAAGUGUCUGCAUCUGCUCCAGGAUACCUGACUGUGGUCAAGAAAGUGGCCGUUCCCCACAGCCCCUCCACACGGCUGGACUUUGAGCUGGAGUCUCUGGAGGAGAGGAAGGAGGAGGAGAAGGAGGAGCUCAUGGACUGGUGGAAGAUGAUGUCAGAGACGCUCAACUUCUAACUCAAAUACAUCACAACAGUUUAUGGGUGUAAAAUAUUUAUUGUUGUCGUGUGUGUGUGCUCAUCAACUUAAACAGCAUAAAGUUUUUUUAGGGAUCGUUUUACGCUAGAGGCACUGCGUCCAGACUUAUUAACAUUAGACAUUUGCACAUUCAAGUGGUCCUUGAUUAUGAUUUCAUUUUUUAAUCUAAAACUGGGGUGUAUUAGGGUGACACGGUGGCUCAGUGGUUAGCACUGGCGCCUCAGAGCAAGAAGAUCACUGGUUUGCGUCCCGGCUGGAUCAGUUGGCAUUUCUAUGUGGAGUUUGCAUGUUCUCCCUGUGUUGGCGUGGGUUUCCUCCGGGUGCUCCGGUUUCUUCCACAGUCCAAACACAUGCGCUAUAGGUGAGUUGAAUCAACUAAAUUGUCCGUAGUGUAUGUGUGUUAAUGAGUGUUUAUGGAUGUUUCCCAGUACUGGGUUGCAGCUGGAAGGGCAUCUGCUGUGUAAAACAUAUGCUGGAUAAGUUGGUGGUUCAUUCCGCUGUGGUGACCCCUGAUGAAUAAGGUGACUAAGCCGAAGAAAAAUGAAUGAAUGGUGUGUUUUAUUGAAGCUUGAGCAUAAACAACAGACUGCUAUUAAUUUUAUGAUGCUCAAAGGGAGAUACACUAGAAAAAGUGAUUCAUUUUUUUAAAAGUAAGUAAACCCGCUGCCCUAAAAGUGAGUAAUCCCAUUGUACCUUGGAACUGUUAAGUUGACUUAACUUAAUUUUUAUAAUUAUGCAUGUUGUUUAUUUACUUAAUAAUUUUAAGCUGAUGAGUUUACUCAGUUUUUUAAAUAAAGUCAACUCAUCGCUUUAAAGCAGUCCCUGCAGGCACAGGACAUCAACAUGACAUCAUAUUGGCGUUGUACCCUAGUGUCGUGGGGAUAUUGGAUUUUGUUUGGAAAUGAAAAUCAGGUUGACGUCAGAACCCAGCGUCAGGUCGAUGUCAAUGUCUAACCUAAAAUCAACCAGAUAUUAAUGUCUAAUCAUGUUACACAUUGACGUUGUGUGGACGUUACCACUAUGACAUCUAUCAGACCUUUGAUUUUGGUCACUUUCCAACACAACCUAAAAUUAACCAAAUAUCAAUGUUAUUUGACGUCGUUAUUGGACGUCAAAAAAACGUUCUCAGAUGCUGCCUAGAUAUUGAAUUUUGAUCAACUGACGUCAUCACCUAAAUCUAACCUAAUAUUAACGUCUAAUGAUGUUGUGUGCCUGCUGGGGCGUGUUUACUUUCCUUCUAAGUGAUCUUUUUUAUGGUGUAUUUUCUUAUGCAGACUAUAGAAGAAAUGGCAGGUAGGGACAACGGCAAGAUUCUUCCUUUAUGUAAAUUUUAGAGUUAAUGAUGUCAUAAACCCAUUAUAACAUUACUAACCCUAAAAUUUACAUAAACCCUACCCCAGGUGUGGCAUUUUCUUCAAACGUCCACUUGAGCAGCUAGUGAAUCAGAACACACUAGGCCAGCUGAACAAUCAGAGCCCAUUGUGUUUUUGUGAGGGAGGGGCCUCAGAAAACUAGACAGUCAACAGACUUCCAGAAGAGAAUAGAUACGGUAAAAAAACGUAAAAUAUGUUAAAUAUAUUAACCAAAGGGCGUCACGGUGGCGCAGUGGGUAGCAUGAUCGCCUCACAGCAAGAAGGUCUCUAGUUCGAGCCCCAGCUGGGUCAGUUGGCAUGUUCUCCCCGUGUCCGUGUAAGUUUCCUCCAGGGUUUCCUUCAAAGACAUGCGCAAUAGGUGAAUCUGGGAAACUAAAUUCUCCGUAGUGUAUGUGUGUGAAUGUAUAUAGGUGUUUCCCAGUGUUGGGUUGCAGCUGGAAGGGCAUCCGCUGCAUAAAACAUAUGCUGGAUAAGUUGGAGGUUGAUUCCGCUGUGGCAACCCCUAUCCUUGUAAAUAUUUAUGUUUUACGCUAAAGAUAUGCAGGUCUGAUGAAGUGCUGCUAAUGUAAAGGUGGUCCUAUUGCAAGUUUUAUACACAUUGUGUAUCAUUACCACAUAUAAGAAAUGAAGAUAUCUUGGGGGAUGUUUAACCAAUCUGUUCUUCAUUGUGUUUAACAUUGAUAUUGUGAGGUUUGUUUUAUUUUUUUACUAUGGUUUAUUUGUAGCUAGGAUCACCAAUCUCACCAACCAAUCAGAGAGCACUGUGUCGUGAUGAAUGUACGUGUCAGCAGUUUAUUCUGAUUAUGAAAGCACUCAUUUACACCCAAUCACACGUCUCUUUCUGUUCAAACUCUGUGUGGGUUUCUGCUUGAUGUUUUGAACGGGAGUGCUUUUGAUAAACCCUUCAUUUGCUGAUUCUUUAACACUUACAGCUUUGAUUAUCGCAUCAGAUAAUGAAAAAAAUGGAAGAGGUUAUCAACUGAACUCCUACCUUGUGUUAUAAGAACUAUAUAGGAAAUUAAAUAAUUAUAAACAUAUGAUAGAUUAUAGCUAUAAAUCAGUAUUAUUUAUAUUUGUUGAGCAGAAAGUUUCAUUUCAGAUCAUAUAACAGCAGAUUUUAACAGCACAAACUAAACGAAUAGAGGUUAUUUAGAUCUGGUGGUUUUGUAAUCUAUACCAAAAUGCACAAUCUGUGAUGAAGUACUAUCUGCAGUCUUUAUUACACAUUCUGUAAUAUUUAUUGUAAUUUUUGUCUGUUUAAGUAUCUUUAUAAGUAGUGUUUUUGUUCUGUAUUAUGAAAUGGCACGCUAAUGCUACAUCAAUCAUCGUUACGAUCAAGUCUAUAGUCACAAUUUCUCAUUGUUUCAACAGUUAAUCCUCUGAUUUUUGGGAUGAUCAUGCUCAUUUUGAUUAAACUAGAGGCUUAAACCUUAACUAUUAUUAGCAUUUCAAGCCAGCUUAUAUAUUUCUCCUUUGAAACUUCAGUGGUAUGUCUUGUAUAUGAAUGUAUCGAAGGUUUAUUAAAUGGAAUGACGCAAUUCACAACCAAAAUAAACUUCCCUUUCUGUUGUCA
Danio rerio (zebrafish) is the source of this 4476-nucleotide messenger RNA. It is a transcript of the gene cpe, whose product is annotated as carboxypeptidase E. Gene Ontology annotation, cellular component: membrane; cytoplasm; endomembrane system. The record is from RefSeq and is marked validated. Lineage: Eukaryota; Metazoa; Chordata; Actinopteri; Cypriniformes; Danionidae. Gene Ontology annotation, molecular function: metallocarboxypeptidase activity; carboxypeptidase activity; zinc ion binding. Gene Ontology annotation, biological process: cell communication; proteolysis; intracellular protein localization.